Paramormyrops kingsleyae is the source of this 1004-nucleotide messenger RNA. The record is from RefSeq and is a predicted model, not a curated record. NCBI's taxonomy places the organism in Eukaryota, Metazoa, Chordata, Actinopteri, Osteoglossiformes, Mormyridae.
UCCAACUUUUUUAGGCCUUUCACAACACUCCCUCAUCCUUGAUGUCAAGACCAGAUGGAACUCGCUCUAUCUAAUGAUAGAGAGAUUCAUGGAGCAGUUUCCAGCAAUACAAGUAGCAGCCUUGGACCCACACCUUCGAAAAGCAAUCACCAAGGACAACCUAGAUUGUCUGAAGGAUGAGGACUUCCAUAAGGCUGAGGAGUUUGUCCAGCUCAUGAGAGUCCUCUAUACAUCCACACUGUGUGUGUCAUGUGAGAAAAAUGCCACCUGUGGACAGAUCAUACCCAUCCUUCAAAAACUAGAAGAGCAUUUUACUAUGAAGGAUGAAGAUACAAUGUUUGUAGCAUCGAUCAAAGAGAAGGUGUGGGAGAACCUCUCCCAGCGCUAUCAGAAUGAUGACAUCCAAGCCUUCAUGCAUGAGGCCACAGCAAUGGACCCCAGAUUCAAAGGGAGGUCAGUAAGUGAUGAAACUUGGGACAGGCUGAGGAGGAAAGCCAUUGAGUCCAAUGUGAGACCAACAACAGGGCUCUCAGAUGAGAUGACAGACACAGAACACCAGGAAAAGGAGGAAUCAGAAGGAGAAGAUGAGAAAAUGGAGGAGACCAUUGUUCCAUUGUACAUAAAAAGGAGUGCCUUAGAGGACCUAUUCUCAGAGGAGGACAGGGAGUUGAGGUUGAGGAUCCAAAAGGAAAAUCUGUCCCUCACCCUCAGUGAUCAGGUUGACUUAGAGGUUGAACGCUACAAAAGCUUGCCUCCCAUUCCAAUGGCUGAAGGUCCAGUGAUGUGGUGGUGGGAGAAGAGAGAUGAACUGCCCCUCCUCACAACCAUUGCAACAAGUCACCUCUGUGCUCAAGCCCCCUCCACCCCUAGUGAGAGGGUAUUUUCAACUGCAGGGAGCACAAUAAGCCAAGAGAGGUUCCCACUUCUGCCAGAAAAGGCCAAUAUGUUGAUUUUUCUCCAGAAGAAUGGUUAAAAGCUGCUAGUUCUUUUGCAGCCUACCUGCA